AUGAUUCAAACCGGGAAAUUCACUUCACCACACAUGAUAUCAUAUAAUGAUUGCAUACUGAUCAAUAAUCGGACCUAUCCUAUGUCCAAAUUUCAAAAAGUGAUGAAUGAAGUUAUGGGAAUAGAUAAAGAAUUAGGAUUAAGAUGUACUGAAUUUGAAAUCUUGACGGUGGCUGCGUAUAAGAUAUUUGAGAUUGAGAAGGUUGAUAUUGCGUUGAUUGAAGUUGGUGUGGGUGGGAGAUUGGAUGCUACUAAUGUGUUAAUGCCGUAUGAUGGUAGUAGUAGUGGUGGGGUGAUUGCGUGUGGUAUAACUAAGAUUGGAAUGGAUCAUGAACUGUUAUUAGGAUCGACAUUGAGUCAGAUUGCAAGAGAGAAAGCUGGGAUUAUGAAGACAGGCAUUCCUUGUUUUGUUGAUGGACUGAAUGAACAAGAAGUAUUGAAUACUAUACGGACAGUUGGGAACGAAGUUGGAAGUAAUGUAACCAUUAUCAACCCCACGGCACAAGCAAAAGAAUUAAUCCAAUAUAGUCCCCUCAAGGGAUCAUACCAACUUCACAACCUUUCACUCGCCUUACUGAUCCUAAACUCGAUCCAACAAUCCAAGCAUCUCCCCACUAUCAUCUCCAAAGAAAACAUAAUCCACGGCAUCCGGGAAACAAAAUGGCCAGGAAGAUUGCAAACGGUCCAUCAUCCAACAUUGGCAGAUAUACUCAUAGACGGAGCCCAUAAUGAAAGUGCCGCCAUUGAACUCAAGAAAUUCUUGAAUGAGACAUAUCCCGACAACAAAAAUAUCAUAUUCGUAAUUGCGAUAACCAAAGGUAAAUCAGUCGAGAAAUUGCUUAAACAAAUUGCUUCUAGACAGGAUACGGUCAUAACCACUUCUUUCUCCCAGCCCGAUAAUAUGCCCUGGAUCAAACUGGAACUGACGAAGAAAGUUGCGGAUGUGGCUCGUGGGAUAUGUGAGGAUGUUGUUGAAGUUGAAGAUGGUGUUGUAGAGGCGUUGGAAUAUGUGCAGAAGGAGUAUAGAAAUAAAAGAGGUGAUUCGAGGCCGGUGGUUGUUUGUGGGAGUCUAUAUCUCUGUGCUGAUGUGUUAAGGGCAUUCCUGGAGAAACAUGAUUAG
Hemisphaericaspora subhashii is the source of this 1119-nucleotide messenger RNA. RefSeq names its product dihydrofolate synthase. Gene Ontology annotation, molecular function: dihydrofolate synthase activity; tetrahydrofolylpolyglutamate synthase activity; ATP binding. The record is from RefSeq and is a predicted model, not a curated record. The coding region runs from base 1 to 1119 and encodes 372 amino acids. Gene Ontology annotation, cellular component: cytoplasm; mitochondrion; cytosol. Gene Ontology annotation, biological process: folic acid-containing compound biosynthetic process. The transcript has a single exon. NCBI's taxonomy places the organism in Eukaryota, Fungi, Ascomycota, Pichiomycetes, Serinales, Debaryomycetaceae.